Dibothriocephalus latus is the source of this 201-nucleotide messenger RNA. The record is from the annotation of a GenBank genome assembly. Lineage: Eukaryota; Metazoa; Platyhelminthes; Cestoda; Diphyllobothriidea; Diphyllobothriidae.
AUGGAAUUGCUUUAUGAUAAGGAAAAUGAAACACGCUUUUUAGAACAGUAUGGCUCCGGUGAUUACACGUCACAGAUAAAUGUUGACGAAUCCAAGAGACCGGCUUCAGCGAAGAACCUUCUGAAGGAGUACAAGGAAUACAAUCUAAAAGUAAUGGGCGAAUCUGGCACUUUCGUACGCCUUCAGGAUGAUGUCAUUUAG